CAGCCAGCCCCGCCCCAGCACCUGGCAACCUGGUCAGAGACCAGGCAGAAAAUGGAAGCGCGGCCAGAAGAGGCUCCGGAGGAAUCCUUCGAACCUGAAAACACAGACAAGCCCCCCAUGGACAGCCACAGAGAUGGCCAGGAAGACAACCAGCAGGACCAGGGCGAAGGGGAGGUAGAGGACAGGGCUCAUGACAGAACACCUGCCCAGGCUAUCCAAAGAGUGUUACCACAGACCAACACAGAUGGCCAAGCUGAUGACACUCUGCAUGAAACAUCUGCUCAGGUCGACCUCAGCGCACCCAAAGAUGCUAUUGUUGCUAAUCAGAGAGCAUCUGAUCAGCUUGACCAAGGACAGUCUGAACAGAGCCAUGAAAAGGCAUUUGGCCAAGCUGGUUACAUGGAGUCUGAACAGAAUGACAGCCAGAUGUCUGCUCUGCUUGAAGAAAAUUCACCUGAACAGACUGAACGCAGAUCGGCAACCAUGGUGCAAAGAAGAGCUUCCAAACAGGGUGACGAAGCAGCUGAGCAAAGGGACCACCAGAUGUCCGACCAUUCUGAACAAAGAUUUUCUGACCAGUUUGACCACAGAUUGCCUGGUCUGGUUCAACAAAAAACUUCUAAACUGACUGACCAUAGAUUGCCUGACCAAGAUGACCAAACUGUAUCUGUGAAGAUUCACCACAAAGUACAUGAGCAAGAUGAGCAAGUGACCCUACUAGCUGAAGACCAGGCUGCAGAUCAAGCUGAAGGCAGUGCUGACCACCUCACAGAUGAUGAAGCUCAUGGCGCUGAAUCCAAGGAGCAUGACCACUUCAUGGACAAAGAGGAUGAUGACAUGGAAGACAUUGUGUCUGGCUAUAGAGCACAUGGUCAAUUUGACAACAGAUUUGCUACUCACUUUGGGGACACAGAGGAAGUCGAAGAGAUUGAGUCCUGCACAUUGGAAACUAGUCAGAUGAACCUCAAAAAUUCCAACAUUUCAGUUUCAACUGAAAGUGACACUCAGAGUACAACUGAUUUGAAAAAACUCGAGUCAUUUGAAAGCAGACUUGCUAGUGGUUUCCAAGUAAAAAAGCAUGCCUUUUCCAAACUAUUCCCCACCAUCUCAACCAAAUUUGACAAUAUCACCAGUCAAGAAAAAACUGAAGCUACAGAAACCAAGUCUGGUGAUAUUUCAGAACACCAGCAACUAAUGAGAUUUCAUGAGUACCCUCACACUACUGCAAGGCGAUUCCCUCCUAUAGUGUAUGAAGAUCCUUAUCAAGUUUCACUGCGAUAUAUGGAGAAACACAACAUUCUACAAAUAUUCCAGAAGAUCACCGAAAAUUUAGUCUAUGAAAAGCCAGAGGACCCCCUGGGGUUUAUGCUGUACCAGCUGUGGGACAGCCUGAAGAUGACUAAAGACGACUCCCCUGUUCGUUGCUUCCAGGGCCUGCUGAUUUUUGGAAAUGUGAUUAUUGGUAUGUGUGGCAUCGCCCUGACGGCCGAGUGCAUCUUCUUUGUAUCAGACCAGCACAGCCUGUACCCACUGCUGGAAGCCACCGACAAUGAUGACAUCUAUGGGGCAGCCUGGAUCGGCAUGUUUGUUGGCCUCUGCCUCUUCUGUCUCUCUGUUCUAGGCAUUGUGGGCAUCAUGAAGUCCAACAGGAAAAUUCUCCUAGUGUAUUUCAUUCUGAUGUUCAUCGUCUAUGCCUUUGAAGUGGCAUCUUGCAUCACAGCAGCAACACAACGGGACUUUUUCACACCCAACCUUUUCCUGAAGCAGAUGCUGGAAAGAUACCAAAACAACCAUCCUCUAAACAAUGAUGACCAAUGGAAAAACAAUGGAGUUACCAAAACCUGGGACAGGCUCAUGCUCCAGGACAAUUGCUGCGGUGUACAUGGUCCAUCAGACUGGCAGAAAUAUACAUCUGCCUUCCGCGCCAGGAAUAACGAUGCUGACUAUCCCUGGCCUCGCCAAUGUUGUGUAAUGAACAAUCUUAAACAACCUCUCAACCUGGAGGCCUGCAAACUGGGAGUGCAGGGUUAUUAUCACGAUCAGGGCUGCUAUGAACUGAUCUCCGGACCAAUGAACCGGCACGCCUGGGGGGUUGCCUGGUUUGGAUUUGCCAUUCUCUGCUGGACUUUUUGGGUUCUUCUGGGUGCCAUGUUCUACUGGAGCAGAAUUGAGUAUUAAGAGUACAGUGUCACCGCCCAAGCGCCUUCCCCCAGUGACUCAGGGGCUGGUGCUGGAAGUGCUCUCUCUUUUUAUUCCACAUCCGUGCCACCUGGAAACGUGUUCAUUCUUACACAAAUUGCCAAGUGAGGUGGUGUGGCAUUUCUUUCGACUCCUGGGCUCCCGGCAGUUUCACCACUCAUGUUUUCACUCUGGACCAGGACUCUGCAACACUUUCAUGACUGAAGAGACAGGGAGAGUUUAGAAAGUAGAAAAUAACAGUUCCCAUCUCUGCUUACAUUUAAUUUCGGGAUUUAAUGACAUUCAAAGGAACCUGUGUUAUUACAGAAAGUCAAGUCUGUAUUUGGAUAACAAAUGUGCCUUUCUUUCUUAAUACUUUCUAAAAGAAGCCUUCAAAGACGCAUGCAGCUUAACAGUGUCUGGGUAAGAGAACUAAGGAAAGGGUUGCUGAAAUACGUCUUUUGCCUUUUGUUCUAUGGUGGCUCCUACCUAAGGAGACGGGAUGGUGAUCUCUCAAUGCCACCUUGGGAUGCUUUUAUUCUGCAGAACAAUGCUCAUCUUGAGUUAACAAUGGAUGAAAUUUCCUCUCAGAUGCUGUAGUUUAGUAAUUCUCCCAUGUGUUUAGUAAUAUGUGUUUAGUAAUUUCCCAUGAAUUAAAAAAUAUGUGUUUUUGGGGGGAACAAGUAGGAGCCUGUUACAUAUUUACCAGUCUCAACUUGAAAUACCUUUUAAACAGGGGAGAAACCAGCCAGCCAGUAGGUGGAUCAUUUAUGGUGACUUUUUUCUACUGUCAAAAUAUUUCUUUUCUAAACUGUUUCUAUUUGUGGUCCUGAAAGAGAUUGUUAUAACUCAACAUUUGUUUAACUAGUAUUAUAAAU
This is a messenger RNA of Talpa occidentalis (Iberian mole), 3056 nucleotides long. It is a transcript of the gene UPK1B, whose product is annotated as uroplakin 1B. NCBI's taxonomy places the organism in Eukaryota, Metazoa, Chordata, Mammalia, Eulipotyphla, Talpidae. The transcript is spliced from 10 exons. Gene Ontology annotation, cellular component: nucleus; membrane. The record is from RefSeq and is a predicted model, not a curated record. The coding region runs from base 52 to 2178 and encodes 708 amino acids.